Messenger RNA from Funneliformis geosporum, 933 nucleotides. Lineage: Eukaryota; Fungi; Glomeromycota; Glomeromycetes; Glomerales; Glomeraceae. The record is from the annotation of a GenBank genome assembly.
AUGCUCUACGACUUAAUCAUUAUCGGGGCCGGACCAGCGGGCCUGGCGGCCGCCAUUUACGCUAAACGAGCUUUAUUAAAAACUUUAAUUUUAGAAAAAGAUUUAGCCGGGGGCAAAUUAAAUAAAACGGCAGAAGUGGAAAAUUAUCCGGGUUUUACCAAAAUUAGUGGUUCGGGACUAGCCGAAGAAAUGGCUAAGCAUGUUCAUGAAGAAAUAACUCAAUUGACUAAAAAUAGCCAAGAAAUAUUUGUGGCAAAGACUAAAAAUGCAGUUUACUUUGGCAAAGCAGUUAUUAUUGCUUCGGGAACUGUCGAAAACAAAUUAAAAGUUCCCGGCGAGGAGGAGUUUACUAAUUAUGGGGUUUCUUAUUGUGCAAUUUGUGAUGGCUUUCUUUUUCGUGGCCAAACGGUGGCCGUGGUGGGCGGAGGCUAUUCCGCUUGCGAAGCCGCGCUUUAUUUAAGCAAUCUGGCGAAAAAAGUAUAUUUAAUUCAUCGCCGAGCAGAAUUUCGGGUCGACCAAGAAAUCGAACAACAAAUUAGGCAAAGCCCGCAAAUCCAAUUAAUUUUAAAUACUGCGAUUAGCGAAAUUAGCGGCGAAGCAGAAAAGCAAAAAAGGCUUACUUGCCUUAUCCUAAAAAACUUAAAGGAAGCACAAGAAAAAAAAAUAGAAGUUAGUGCUUUAUUUCCUUGCAUUGGUCUACUUCCUUACACUAAUUUCCUUCAUAAUUUAAGGGUUUGUGACGAAAAGAAUUAUAUUUUGGUUAACGAAAAAUGUGCGACGGAAGUUUCCGGACUAUUUGCAGUGGGGGAUGUUAUUCGACCAGAGCGAAUACGGCAAAUCGUAACCGCAACUGCGGAUGGGGCUAUUGCUGCCCAAGCAGUAACUGAAUAUUUAAGAAAAUUCGAUAAAAAACAAGAAUUUACUGUCUACUAA